Hyla sarda is the source of this 1079-nucleotide messenger RNA. RefSeq names its product interleukin-17A-like. The coding region runs from base 531 to 1031 and encodes 166 amino acids. Gene Ontology annotation, biological process: inflammatory response. The transcript is spliced from 3 exons. Gene Ontology annotation, molecular function: cytokine activity. Gene Ontology annotation, cellular component: extracellular region. The record is from RefSeq and is a predicted model, not a curated record. Lineage: Eukaryota; Metazoa; Chordata; Amphibia; Anura; Hylidae.
CCCGUUGGGUGGAAAAUUAGCACUGCUGCGGACAUUUACUCCAGCCCCUCGGAAGGAGGCUCAGGAUCAGCCAGCCGAGCGUGGAGAGGUAACCAGAAUAAAAGGACCCAAAGGAUGCAGAUGGACAUCCCCAAAACCCUGUUACAUAUGUAUGGGGGCUGUUAGUAUAUAAAAUCACAGAACAUCUUCUACUUCUUAUGAACAUACAAUCCUAUUUGUUAUUACAAGCUUUCACUUGGGUUUAUGGCUUUCUUAUCAGAUAACCAGAUAAGUAGUGUCCUCUUCUGGUUAAUCAAUAAUGAAGGGAUUCCAUAGCAGAGAUUUUCCUGACCUGUAGAUUCUCCCAAUGUUUCCUAAUCAUUUCCUAAAGAUUAAUAUUAUAUUACAAAAAAUACACAGAGCCUAAAUAUUAGAUAGGAUUAUUUCAGAAAAGCCCAGAAACAACUGUGAUCCUUAUAUAAUGGGGCCUGGAGUCCGGAUCACAGUACAGUCCACCAGCAGAACCUCCCCAGAGCACAUCUGUGAGAGCAAUGGCCGCCCACUGGGGAACAUCAAUGGUUCUCUCCACAUGGCUUCUUCUGAGCCUCAGCUCUUGUGUCCAUGGAACAGGAGAGCAGAUCCCUGGUACAGAUGGGUGGGAUGUCCCUCCAGUGUCCGGCGGAGAUUGUCCAUUCUCUCUGGGCACCACAUUUCCACCACGUGUGAAGGUUGAUAUGAAGGUCGGCAGUAGGAGUUCUGCACAUCUCAUGACUGACAGUAUGAAGAGCCGCUCAAUGUCUCCAUGGGAAUACAGCCCUAACGUGGACCAUAACAGGUUCCCUGUGGUCAUCAAUGAGGCCAGAUGUCUCCACCACGGCUGUAUGGACUCUGAGGGUAAUGUGGACCUCAGCAUGAACUCAGUCCCCAUCAGACAGGAGGUCCUGGUCCUGCGUCGUGAGAUGAGAGAAUGUGUCCCCGUCUAUAAGCUGGACAAGCAACUGGUCACCGUGGGCUGCACCUGUGUCCGACCCAUCACCCACUACCUCAAAUAAGAGGCGACUCUGUAAUGGUACCUCCUAAGAAGUGUUACCUUGUUACCC